GUUAUAGCGCAGCAAUUGCGCCCACGCCGCCCACGACGACGACCACCACCGUCUCGCCCUCGAACCUGCUGCCCUACUUCGACUUUGAUGUGCCGCGCAACUUGACCGUAACCGUUGGCCAGACCGGCUUCCUCCACUGCCGCGUGGAGCGGCUCGGCGAUAAGGAUGUUUCCUGGAUACGCAAACGUGAUCUGCAUAUCCUCACCGCCGGCGGCACCACCUACACGUCCGAUCAGCGUUUCCAGGUCCUGCGACCCGAUGGCUCCGCCAAUUGGACACUGCAAAUCAAAUAUCCGCAGCCACGUGACUCCGGCGUCUACGAGUGUCAAAUCAACACGGAGCCCAAGAUGUCUCUGUCCUACACAUUCAACGUAGUGGAACUCAAAGCGGAAAUCUUCGGGCCCAGCGAUCUGAUGGUGAAAACCGGUAGCGACAUCAACCUCACUUGCAAAAUUAUGCAGGGACCCCACGAGUUGGGCAACAUAUUCUGGUACAAAGGCAGCGAAAUGCUCGACGGCAAGGGCGAAAAUGAAAUCGACAGCUCCAUGGCCCGGAUUCGUGUCGAGGAUGAUUGGACCGACGGCCUGACUUCGAGAUUAAAAAUCAAGCGCGCCAUGCCCGGCGAUACUGGCAACUACACCUGUGUGCCGACGGUGGCAAAAACCUCGAGCGUCUAUGUGCACGUAAUUAUUGGCGAGCACCCGGCGGCCAUGCAACACAACUCGAGCAGCAACAGCAACAGCUUCUAUUGCGGCAUCUGCUGCAUGCUCCUGAGCAUUGUAUCCUGCUGCCUGCAGCACUUCUACGAGGCCGGGUGUGGAUACAUCCAUGCUGCGGCAGCGGCGGCAAAUUCAGCGGCACUGCGUCCCCCGAAGCGAACGGCGCUAACGAACAGCGAAGCACGAGUAACUGCAGCAGCAGCAACAACAGCAACAGCAGCAACAGCAACAUCUAUGGCAGCAACGUGCAACAUGUUGAGAGAACGCCCAGCGGCGGUUCAGUGCAUGAGAUGAAGGAAUAAUCAACACGCAGCGAAACACUAAAAAGGCAAAGUACACACACACAAAACACAACACAAUUCAACACACAGUACACAUAUUCAAGGUGAUUUAAGUUUUUUAUGUAUCGCAUGGGGGGUCAAACAUAAGUAUUUACUAACUUCUAAGAUGAAUGCACUUAGUGGACAGAAAACAUAUAUUAGACGAUAAGCAAGACAAGUAUUUAAUGAAGAUAAUUAGUUAUAAUUUGCCAGUCGUUCUGAUUAAUUUUAAUUACCAAUAACCGAUAGGCAGUAAGUGAUCAUCACUGAUAGACUCCCCACAACCAUACGAUGAUAUUGAUUGAGCAUUACUUCUAUAUAUCUGAUUCUAAAGCUUAACCCCGGACUGACUGUAUCAAUUUUUCCCCUUACAAGUGACAAUCGAUGGCCGUCAAUAAUAUCCGAAAUAUCUAUCGAUUUCCGGAAUACGGCUAUUGGCUAUCAGAUAAUACAAUUAUAAGAUGGGUAACGCCAAUCGAAUGCAGUCUCUAUUGAAAAGCAAGAGAGAGAAGCUUGGUUGCAGAAACAUUUCUUACUUGUAGAAUUGGCAUUAUCCAACUUAUUUUUAUGUUAUGCCUUUAAUUGAUAUCUGUCUUCUGCCAAAUAUGGACUGCACAACCCAUAGUAAAUGAAAUGCCCCACACUCUCAUUAUGAAGUAAGACUUACUAGCUAUAAAAUACUCUGAGAUGCCCGAAUCACUCCACAUGCAACAUGCCCCAUUCCUUGGACUCACAGUAAUCUUCUUCUAUGCAAUCUCUAACUGCCAGCGACAACCUUGCACCCCUUAGCCCAUUGAGUCAGAAAUUGGAUUGAAAUUUGCUGUAAAUAAUUGCCGUUCGAUGGGAAAUAUUUAACCAAGAGCACUUGGAGGAGGUAUUUUUUUGGAAAACAAUUAAGAGACGAAGCAAGGCCAUUGUUUUAUGUUCGAGUGCGAAUCGGUUGCUUUGCACAUUUAUCUGUUUUAGGCAUUAGCUACGUUAGGAUACGAUUGUGAAUGUGUAUAGUCGAUAAGCGGAUAACAAUGAGAGCCAACACUCGCUUUCAUACAUACAUACGUCAGCACUCGAACCUUGUUUGUGUCAGACCCAAUUGCGGGGUAAACUCGUUUAAUUGUAUAUAAUUAGUUUUGGCUAGAAAAAAAAAAGAAAAACAUAAAACUAAACCGAAAACCAA
Molecule: messenger RNA, 2213 nt
Organism: Drosophila serrata
Lineage: Eukaryota; Metazoa; Arthropoda; Insecta; Diptera; Drosophilidae
Gene: dpr1
Product: defective proboscis extension response 1
Biological process (GO): synapse organization
Cellular component (GO): neuron projection membrane
Source: RefSeq, a predicted model, not a curated record